This is a messenger RNA of Lindgomyces ingoldianus, 1578 nucleotides long. Its product is annotated as ferulic acid esterase. The record is from RefSeq and is a predicted model, not a curated record. NCBI's taxonomy places the organism in Eukaryota, Fungi, Ascomycota, Dothideomycetes, Pleosporales, Lindgomycetaceae. Bases 1 to 1578 code for a protein of 525 amino acids. The transcript is spliced from 3 exons.
AUGUUUUCUAAUCGAACAACUCUUUCUGCAAUCUUCCCCAUCUUCACAUUCACUCUCGCAGUUUCUACGGACUUCCAGUCUGCCUGCCUCGAUUUCAACCCUGUGUCAUUAAUUACAAACAGCACUCUUCGCAUCUUAGAACAUGUUCCUGCCAAUACAACCCUCACUUUUCCUGGAAAUGACGAAUCCUGCGCCCGACCUAAACAACUUAUAACAAACGAGUCUUGCCGCAUAGCUCUUACAAUUCCAACAUUUAACUCGAGCAUCAUCUUUGAAAUAUUCCUUCCUACACCUGCCCAGGGCUUCCAACGAGGCGUAGUACUCCCUGCACCUGCCGAUUGGACGGGCCGGUUCCUCGGUACCGGCAACGGUGGAAUCGAUGGCUGCAUUAAGUACGAAGACAUCGCAUACGGCCUAAGUCAUGGUUUUGCAACGACAGGCUCAAAUAAUGGACAUAACGGUACCGGCGGGAAAGCCUUUUUGAACAACCUAAACAUCGUAACGGAUUUCAGCUGGAGGAGCCUACACACGACCGCCGUCGCUGGCAAAAUCCUAACGCAAGCAUUCUACAAAAAACCGCAUGAUAAAGCAUACUACAUCGGGUGCUCAGGCGGCGGCCGUCAAGCUAUCCAAGCCGCGUCCUUGUUCCCGGAGGAUUACAAUGGUAUUGUAGCGGGCGCACCCGGAAUUAAUUUCAACUAUAUGUCAGCCUGGCGGGCGUCUUUCUACACCAUCGCCGGGUCCAAGAAUUCAACUGAUUUCAUUAAGCCGGAAACUUGGACCAGAUUAAUCCACACUGAAAUACUUCGCCAAUGCGAUGAGAUCGAUGGCGUGAAAGACGGAAUACUAGCGGAUGCGUCGCUCUGCGCAGCAGUCUUUAGACCGGAAGCUUUACUUUGCAACACUAAUCAAUCAAGCAAUUGCUUGAGCGCCAAACAGGUCGACAUCGUACGGAAAGUGUACAGUCCGCUCUACGGCGAGAAAGGCGAACUCAUAUAUCCGAGUUUGCAGCCUGGCGCCGAAGUCCAGGCAAUCCAGCGCUUACUCGCUGGAAGCCCGUUUUCAUAUUCAGAAGACUGGUUUAGAUACGCUGUGUACAGAAAUCCGGAGUGGGACCCUGCGUCUUGGACCAUUCAUGACGCAGAAGUCGCGGAGGAGUUGAAUCCUGCAAAUGUGAGGUCCUGGCCAGAUUCCCUCACCAAUUUUAAAGACAAUGGGGGGAAGCUGCUUCUUUACCAUGGUGGAGCGGAUAACCAGAUCACUGGUUUCAACACGGAGAGGUUUUAUAACCACCUCUCGAGAUCAAUGGCCGUGACUUCGACGGAGAUGGAUACAUUUCUGAGAUUCUUCAGGAUUCCGGGGAUGUUUCAUUGCAGUGGUGGGCCUGGGGCUUGGAUGAUUGGGCAAUCAACUUCAGGGGCUGUCGGGUACGAUUCAAAAAGAAAUGUUUUGGCGGCGAUCGUAGAAUGGGUGGAGAAGGGCAGGAAGCCUGAGGUCGUGGUGGGGACGAAGUAUCCCACGCGGAGUACGUAUGUAGGUGGGAAUAGCUCGUUCGUUGACAGUUGGGUGUGCAGAUAG